GAAGGCUUGAGCGAAGGUCGUCGUCGUCUCUCUCUCUCGUGCAACCACAGAGAAACCAGGAGCGAGAGAACAUGCCCCAACUACAUGCGGCGUCGCAAAUGAUAAAGCCGGAAUACGACGAUGUAGAGAGCUCUAAGAUCGUCGUCUUUGCUGAUCUAAACGCCAAUCCUCCUGAAACAACCGACCAAGAUCCUCUCCUACGCGCUUCGGCGACUGAGCCUUCUAGAUUGAACGUGAAUGGUGAAAGCAGCGUAUGUAGAAGUGGAAUAACGAGCAAAGACAACGAUGGGACUGAAGGUAAAGGAAAAACCUCGAAUAAGAUAGGAAAAUCGCGUUCAAGAAACGCAAGUAAGGGAGAGGCGUCGUGUAUUGAUUAUGGAGGAGAUGCGGAUGCAGAACAGCCAGGUCCACCCCCUCCAUCUUCUCGCGAGGAGAAAGUCAGCAGCCUCAAAACCGGUUUGAUACAUGUUGCUAAGAAGAUGCCUAAGAAUGCACAUGUGCACUUUUAUCUUGGACUUAUGUAUCAAAGGUUGGGUCAACCUCAAAAGGCAAUUUUGGCAUAUGAGAAAGCUGAGGAGAUCUUGCUUCGUUGUGAAUCUGAGAUUGAUAGGCCAGAACUGCUUUCGUUAGUUCAAAUCCAUCAUGCGCAGUGCUUUCUACUUGAAAGUCUAGGAGAGACUUGCGUGGACAAAGAACUUGAACAGGAAGAGCUUGAGGAAAUUCUCUCCAGACUAAAAGACUCAAUGCGAUCAGAUAUCAGACAAGCAGCAGUAUGGAACACACUAGGCUUGAUACUGCUCAAAACUGGUCGCACAGAGAGUGCUGUUUCGGUUCUAUCGACCUUAUUGACCAUUGAUCCUAACAACUUUGAUUGCAUUGGUAACCUUGGAAUUGCUUAUCUUCAAAGUGGAAAUUUGGAGCUUUCAGAAAAAUGUUUUCAAGAUUUGAUUCUUAAAGAUCAAAAUCAUCCUGCUGCAUUAAUCAACUAUGCUGCUACUCUUUUGUGUAAAUAUGGCUCAGUUGUUGCAGGUGCUGGGGCCAAUGCUGGUGAAGGUUCUUCUGUAGACCAAUUUGCAGCUGUCAAUGUUGCAAAGGAGUGUUUGCUGGCCGCAUUAAGAGCAGAUCCAAAAGGAGCACAUAUAUGGGCAAAUCUUGCUAAUGCAUAUUACAUGACUGGUGACCACAGAAGUUCUAGUAAAUGCUUGGAGAAGGCUGCAAAACUGGAGCCCAAUUGUAUGUCUACUCGAUAUGCAGUUGCCAUUCAUCGUAUCAAGGAUGCAGAAAGAUCUCAAGAUCCUAGUGAACAGCUCUCGUGGGCUGGCAACGAAAUGGCAUCCAUAGUAAGAGAAGGUGAUUCUGUUCCAAUAGAACUUCCCAUUGCUUGGGCAGGACUUGCCAUGGUUCACAAGGCCCAGCAUGAGAUUGCUGCAGCAUUUAAGACAGAACAAAAGGAAUUAAUGGAGGUAGAAGAGCGUGCUCUCUUCAUUUUAAAGCAGGCAGUAGCAGAGGAUCCUGAUGAUGGUGUGCAGUGGCACCAACUUGGCCUUCAUAAUCUCUGUUCCCAACAAUAUAAAACAGCACAAAAAUAUCUCAAGGCAGCAGUUGCUCGUUUUAGAGAAUGCAGCUACGCGUGGUCAAAUCUUGGUGUUGCACUGCAACUAUCUGAGGAGUCCUCACAAGCUGAGGAGGUAUACAAGCAGGCUUUGAGUUUAGCUACAGCGGAACAAUCCCAUGCUAUAUUUUCCAACCUUGGGAACCUCUACCGGCAGCAGAAAAAAAUUGAACGCGCAAAGGCAAUGUUGUCAAAGUCUCUUCAACUGCAGCCUGGCUAUGCUCCUGCAUAUAACAAUCUAGGUCUCGUUUUUGUCGCGGAGGGUCGAUGGGACGAAGCUAAGUUCUGCUUUGACAAAGCUGUCCAGGCAGAUCCAUUGCUUGAUGCAGCCAAGUCAAACAUGAUUAAAGCAACGGCCAUGUCUAGAUUGUGUGGAGGCUGAUUCUGCUUAUAAAAAACCAGAAGAGUCAUUUCCCCUCAUCUAUUAAUAACAUGCCACUCUCUCUUCUUUCUCUCUCUCUGCUUAUUCGGGAAUGAAGAAUCCUUCAAAUUUUCACGAAGGUGUAUAUAAUGGUUUUAUGCAUUGUGUGUCAUGUCCUUAACCCAUAGUUGCAAUCUAUAACUCGCAUGUCUGUA
Tripterygium wilfordii is the source of this 2188-nucleotide messenger RNA. RefSeq names its product probable UDP-N-acetylglucosamine--peptide N-acetylglucosaminyltransferase SEC. Gene Ontology annotation, molecular function: protein binding. The transcript has 11 exons. The coding region runs from base 72 to 1994 and encodes 640 amino acids. NCBI's taxonomy places the organism in Eukaryota, Viridiplantae, Streptophyta, Magnoliopsida, Celastrales, Celastraceae. The record is from RefSeq and is a predicted model, not a curated record.